AUGCAGCUCUUUUCACGCUGAACCAUCACUGCCCCAGACUGUGAGCCCCUUCGUGGCCCAGAGCUGUGUUGUUUUUCUUCUCUAGCACUGGUGUCCAACACAUAUUCACAGUUUCAUGACCUUGUCCAGUAGAAGGCUACUUUAUUGUUACCAACUGCUCAAGCUUUGACAUCCAAGAUGAAACAAGAUGCUACAAGGAAUGCAGCCUACACCGUGGAUUGUGAAGAUUGUGUGCACGUGGUAGAAUUUAAUCCCUUUGACACUGGGGAUUCGGGAAACCUAAUUGCAUAUGGUGGUGAUAAUUACGUGGUCAUUGGCACAUGUACAUUUCAGGAGGAAGAAGCAGACAUUGAAGGCCUUCAGUAUAAAAUACUACAAACAAUUCAUCAUGGAAUCAGGGUUGGUGGCAUAGCUUGGAGCCCAGAGACUAGACUUGAUUCACUUCCUCCAGUAAUCAAAUUUUGUACUUCAGCUGCUGAUAUGAAAAUUAGAUUGUUUACAUCAGAUCUUCAAGAAAAAAAUGAAUACAAGAUUUUAGAAGGCCAUUCAGAUUUCAUUAAUGGUUUGGUGUUUGACCCCAAAGAAGGCCACGGAAUUGCAAGUGUGAGUGAUGAUCAUACCUGCAGGAUUUGGAACUUGGAUGGAGUACAGACAUCUCAUUUUGCUCUUAAUUCCCCUGGAAUGAGUGUGUGCUGGCAUCCUGAGGAAUCUUUUAAGCUGAUGGUUGCAGAGAAGAAUGGAACAAUCCGAUUUUAUGAUCUUAUGUCCCAACAGGCUAUUUUAUCUCUUGAAUCAGAACAGAUUCCAUUAAUGUCAGCACACUGGUGUUUAAAAAACACCUUCAAAGUUGGAGCUGUUGCAGGGAAUGAUUGGUUAAUUUGGGAUAUUACUCGAUCCAGUUACCCUCAAGUGAAGAGACCUGUCCACAUGGAUCGAGCCUGCAUAUUUAGGUGGUCCACAAUUAAUGAAAAUUUGUUUGCAACCACUGGUUAUCCCGGCAAAAUGGCAAGCCAGUUUCAAAUUCAUCAUUUAGGACAUCCUCAGCCCAUCCUCCUUGGUUCAGUAGUCGUUGGAUCUGGCCUCUCCUGGCAUAGAACUCUCCCACUAUGUGCAGUUGGAGGCGACCACAAGCUGUUGUUUUGGGUAACUGAAAUGUGAAAUCAAUUUUUGUCUAGCUUGGAUCCAUAAGUUUUGCAUUUUUGGAGGAUUCCUUAUUUUUAUAUUAAAUCUACUGUAAGCUCUA
Molecule: messenger RNA, 1243 nt
Organism: Pipistrellus kuhlii (Kuhl's pipistrelle)
Lineage: Eukaryota; Metazoa; Chordata; Mammalia; Chiroptera; Vespertilionidae
Gene: NUP37
Product: nucleoporin 37
Exons: 10
Coding region: 178-1158 (326 amino acids)
Cellular component (GO): nuclear pore outer ring
Molecular function (GO): protein binding
Source: RefSeq, a predicted model, not a curated record